AAUUCUUCAAAAAGCCAGUCAGAAACAGUGGCAGGACAUUGGAUUAGCCAUGCAGUUAAUUCUGGGCCUGAUCAACCCAGUCUGUGCAUCCUUCAGAAAGUGUGUGUGAUAGCACCAGACCAACUACUGAUGAAAAGACCUCAUCUGAGGAUAAAGCCAGGAGCAGUAGUGUUAUUCUGAUGUGCACAUUUGAAGGAUGCAUUCAGUGCUGCGCAACAUUUUUUAGGAUGAACGAAAUUCUGGAAGAAGACGAGUUCAUUGCUGUUCGAGUCCAAGACCCACGGGUUCAGAAUGAGGGCUUUUGGAAUUCUUAUGUGGACUUUAAGAUAUUUCUACACACCAAUAGCAAGGCCUUCACGGCUAAGACCUCCUGUGUGCGACGUCGCUACAGCGAAUUUGUGUGGCUGAAGAAGAAGCUCCAGAAGAAUUCUGGGGUUGUUCCUGUUCCUGGCCUCCCUGGCAAGACGCUCUUCUUCUCCUUCAGCAAUGAAGACUUCAUCGAGAGGAGGCGGCGAGGCCUGCAGAACUUUCUGGAUAAGGUGGUGCACAUGACUGUUUGCCUCUCGGACAGUCAGCUGCACUUGUUUCUGCAGACGCAGCUUCCUGUGCGCCACAUUGAGGACUGUGUGCAGGGACACACCCCCUACUCUGUAACAGAUGCUAUCCUCACCUAUGCUUCCUCCAAUCGCGGUUGGGCUCAGGAAGAAGAGGGCGUGGUCCAGGAACCAAGCCUUCCUUCAGUUUCAUAUGAAUCCGUGGACAGCCCUGCUCCUCAUCUACCCAGCUUACAAAAUGAGGAAAACUUUGAUAUCAGGGCUAGUGUGGCUGAAGGAACACCUUAA
Anguilla rostrata (American eel) is the source of this 842-nucleotide messenger RNA. RefSeq names its product sorting nexin-11-like. Lineage: Eukaryota; Metazoa; Chordata; Actinopteri; Anguilliformes; Anguillidae. The record is from RefSeq and is a predicted model, not a curated record. The coding region runs from base 180 to 842 and encodes 220 amino acids. Gene Ontology annotation, molecular function: phosphatidylinositol phosphate binding. Gene Ontology annotation, cellular component: endosome. Gene Ontology annotation, biological process: intracellular protein transport; vesicle organization. The transcript is spliced from 7 exons.